Rhinocladiella mackenziei CBS 650.93 is the source of this 432-nucleotide messenger RNA. RefSeq lists its product as uncharacterized. Gene Ontology annotation, molecular function: dynein intermediate chain binding. Gene Ontology annotation, biological process: microtubule-based movement. Gene Ontology annotation, cellular component: cytoplasmic dynein complex; cytoplasm. The record is from RefSeq and is a predicted model, not a curated record. The transcript is spliced from 2 exons. Lineage: Eukaryota; Fungi; Ascomycota; Eurotiomycetes; Chaetothyriales; Herpotrichiellaceae. The coding region runs from base 1 to 432 and encodes 143 amino acids.
AUGGCAUCUGCACCCGCCACGCCGCCAGUACCCUACACUCGUCUCAAAGAAAUCACAGAGAAUGCAUGUGAGGCCGCACUGGCAGGGGUCUCGUCAUAUUCCCACCCGGAUACAGAGUCCUGGAAUACCACCAUAAUCAACAGCAUCUUGGGCGCAUUGGUCGAGGAAACGGCCCCGAAGCCCGUCUCGGGGUCAUCUCCCGCUCAGCCGCAAUUCAAGUACGUGGUCAACAGCACGAUCAUCCAGCACGCGGCUGCUUCGUCAACGUCCAGCGACGGUCCCAAGAAGAUAAGUGGUCGCAGAGGCAUGCACGCAGCCAGCGGGGCAUAUUGGAAUAACGAGAAAGAUGGCAUGUGGAGUUUCAAGUAUCCUGGUGCAGACAGUAAGGGAUUGGAUGUCGUUAUUGGCAUCAUCUGGGUCUGGGUUGGAUAG